Messenger RNA from Penicillium canariense, 2001 nucleotides. RefSeq lists its product as uncharacterized. The transcript is spliced from 3 exons. NCBI's taxonomy places the organism in Eukaryota, Fungi, Ascomycota, Eurotiomycetes, Eurotiales, Aspergillaceae. The annotation marks the transcript as partial. The record is from RefSeq and is a predicted model, not a curated record.
UGUGGUGGCGGGUGGAGCAGCGCCAAGCCCGAUCGGCCGCCCUUCCUUGCCGACCUCGUCCUCUUCAUCCACAGGCCCAGCUCAGUCUCACUGCGGACGCGCCCACUCCCCUCACACCGCGCCUCAAUGCCCGCAAAACUGCGCAAUGCGCUCUCCCGGAGCCUGUUGCGCCCGUCGAGCAGCGCAGGCGUCUUCUACUGCCCAUCUUGCGCAACCUGGCGCCGAGCGCUCUCAGCGCGUGCUAGCGGUAUUGACCAUAACGAGACUGCGCGCCGGAACAGCCGCCUCCUAGAUACUGCGCCAACUAGGGCUAUCCGCCCAUUUACCACUUCGCCGGCAAUUUCAGCGGGCAAAACGGUUCCCCCGCGAUUCAAAGAGCUGUAUGAUGCCUUGAAUGGAAUCAAGGAUGCAGCUAUCGAGCAGGUCAGCGUUAGUCGUUUGUCGCUUGCGCUGCGUGGGUUAGAGUCGGAGGAGCCUCUAAUCCGGGUUGCUGUGCUCGGGUUAGACAACACAGAGGCGGCACGCAAGUUAGUUCGGUUGCUUCUCGCUGACCCCCUUGGGCCGCGUGAGAACUGGGAGGAUAUUUUGGAGAGUUCCGAUUCUGGUCCCUCACAGGGACUGUUGAUUCGGUACGGCGAGGUGUCCGAAUCUGUUCCAAACGACCUCCUACCUACCAUCUCCAUUCGUUCGCCCAUCCUACAAAAGGGCAACCUCGAAAUCCUGAUCAGCUCUAUUGGCUCCGAGCCGGAUACAUCUGGUGCCGCGCUCUCCGCCGAGUCAUUCCUCGUGCCCAAUGUCACCAUCCAAACAUCACACUCCGGGCGGCAGAAUGUUGUUCGAUACCCCGUCCAUCGGAGCAUCCUGUGCGGCGUUGGAGUGGACGGCCUGCUUGCUUUCAGUACCUUGAUUGGUCGGUCAAAUCUUCAAAACGAGGUGGCAUCCGUCCGUGGUGCCAUUGAGCUUUCUGUGACGGAUCAGAAUCGCAAAAGCGAUCGCCUGUCCUUUGUUGAUAUUGAGCGCGCGACGACGGCCUUGAACAUGAUUCGGGAGUCUGUACAAAACGCCUCUGCAUACGAGCGUGGAUGGAACGGUAGCGGUGUGCAGCCUGUAAUCGAUUGGCUUGCUUCGACUUCCCAAGCAGUGAAGGAAGACGCUUUGAACCCGGUUCUAGCUCCGCUCAUUGAAUCACUGCUGGAUGCAGCUGAUAAAGGCGUUGUUAUUCGGGACGCCAAGGCCAUCCAGGACCAAACAGCUGGCGUAACCCCUCAGGAAGUCCGCAACCAGCUCGAAAGCGGAGUCAGCACAUGGGCCGAGCAAGCACACUCAGAGCUCCGCAGCUCUUUAGAAGCAGGCUUCGCUAGUCCACGGUGGCGUGGGCUGGCAUGGUGGAAGUUGUUCUGGCGCGUCGACGACGUGAGCAUGAUCACGUCCGAGAUUCUGGAGAAACAGUUCCUCCGCCACGCAGAGCGGCAAGUCAUCUGGAUUUCCGGCAAGUACCAGCAAGCUGGCUUGCUGGAAGAGGCUACUUCUUUUCCCGCACCGGAGUCCUCCUCGGACAUGACCCCUGCCAAUUCGACUCCGCCCCCUUGGCCAACCCAGAUCCCCGACACGCGCACCAAACUGCUCACAACAACCGUUCCCUCACUCCAAGCCCUCGCCCAGAGCCUUGUGCUCUUCAGCGUUUCCACCACCACCCUGGCCUCCGCUCUCUCCGCUCUCACAUAUGUCUCCAUGCCGUCCGCCUCGGUCUAUGAAUCAUGUACCCUAGCUGCUAUCGGCCUCAUCUACUCGCUGCGCCGCCAGCAGAAGAAAUGGGACGUCGCACGCGAGUUCUGGGAGGAAGAGGUCCGCGAUGAGGGCCGCAUCUCGCUGCUUGAAACGGAGGCGCUCCUGCGUAAGAUUGUGCGCGAGGGUGGUAAGGAUGUCGAACAGCUAUCUGACCACCGGACGCGUGAAAUGAUUACCCGCGCCCGGAGCGCCCUGGCGAAUGUACGGGCUUGA